ACAAUAUCAGCAACAACAACAACAACAACAACAACAGGCUAGCAGUAAACAUCAACCGAACGGCAAUGUCAUGACCGGUCUCGGCCCACAGCAACAGCAGCAGCAGCAGCAACAUAUACGCGCGCCACGCCCACCCAUCCGCACUGCCUCGUCCGCACCCAGCAGCGGCAGUGGUGGUGGUGGUGGUGGAGCCGGCACUGGUGGCGUUGGCUCCAACAGCAAUGCUGGUAUUCUCAAUAAUCUAGUCGAUCAGACGCCAUCGAAUGGCAGCAGCAGCAGCGGCGUCAGCAGUGCGCCCUCCAGCAAAGGUCACUCACACCAUCAUCUGCACACGCAUGCGCACUCGAACGCCGUCGUUGACAGCAUCGGCAUGACGACCACAACAACGUCAAGUGGCGUUGGGGUUGGCGGCAGCAGCACACAUCUGCAGCAACAGGUGCCACAGGCGGCGAUCGAUGAGAUGCGUGUCUGAUAGGUGUCGGUGUUCGAGCUGGAGUUAUAGUCGUCUUGCUCAAGUGAUAAAUUGAAUACGAAAAUGCACGAAGAGGAUGGCGCGAUGGGAAUUGAUGGAAACGAACUAGAAGAAAAUGAAGACCGAGAUCUGUACUCGCAAGCGCAUCCCUUCUACCAGCAGCCGGUAACACUGCAACGCAUGCAAUUCGCACAUUUGGCAUCAGCAACAUCCGUAUCAUCAAUGUCAUCGACAACAACGCAGCCACCACCGCCACCACCACUACAAUCACAUCCACCUCCACCUCAACCACCAGGAACAGCAUUGCAGCCAUUAAGGCAGCAGCAACAAUACCAGCAAACAACAACAACAACGCAAAA
Molecule: messenger RNA, 831 nt
Organism: Rhagoletis zephyria (snowberry fruit fly)
Lineage: Eukaryota; Metazoa; Arthropoda; Insecta; Diptera; Tephritidae
Product: phosphate transporter PHO1 homolog 9-like
Source: RefSeq, a predicted model, not a curated record